Messenger RNA from Diplodia corticola, 852 nucleotides. Its product is annotated as flavin-nucleotide-binding protein. Bases 1 to 852 code for a protein of 283 amino acids. NCBI's taxonomy places the organism in Eukaryota, Fungi, Ascomycota, Dothideomycetes, Botryosphaeriales, Botryosphaeriaceae. The record is from RefSeq and is a predicted model, not a curated record. The transcript has a single exon.
AUGUCCGCCUACCGCGUAAUCCAACAAACCGCCGCGCACCGCUACAAGCGGCUCGUCACCUACGACUACCGCACAGUCCACUCCAUCAUCAACGCCGCCACAAUCCUGCACGUCAGCUUCAGCCCCGCCGCAGCAGACGCAGACGCAGCCACAAACGCACCCGCAGCCGCACCCGCACCCUCACCCGCACCCUCACCCGCAGCGCCGCCGCCGCCUUCCUACCCCGCCAUCCUCCCCAUGAUCGGCACGAUGGGCCUCUACGCGCAGCCAGACGCAGACCCGGCGCACACGCCGCUCGACCUCUACCUGCACGGGCACGCCUCGGCGCGGCUGAUGCGGCAGCCAUCGGAGACGGCGGUCAGCGUCAGCGCGGCGCUGCUGGACGGCGUGGUGCUGGCGCUGACGCCGUACAACCACAACUGCCAGUUCCGCAGCGCGGUGGUGGUGGGGCGCGCGAGCGUCGUGCGGGACGCGGAUGAGAAGCUGUGGGCGAUGCGGCUGAUUACAGAUGGGUUGGUGGCGGGGCGCUGGGAGGGGUCGCGGACGCCGCCGACGGAGGGGGAGGUGAGGAGUACGAGUAUUUUGAAGGUCGUGGUGGAUGGGGCGAGUGCGAAGGUUAAUGUGGCGGGGCCGAAUAAUUCGAGGGCGGAGUUGAAGGAUGAGGGGGUGGUGGGGCGGGUGUGGACGGGUGUCGUGCCGGUUUGUUCGGAGCUGUUUGGGACGCCGGUGCCGUGUGGGGAUAAUCGCGUUGAGCCGGUGCCGGAGUAUCUGGAGGAGUGGGUGAGGAAGCACAAUGAGGAGGUGAAGCGGCAUGCGGGCGGGGAGACUUCUUCUGCGGAGGUGGAGGAGUGA